AUGGUCAGUCCGCCGAAGCGCAAGAGGCCGGUCAUCAAAUAUGCAAGCGAGGAUGAAGACGGAGAGGAUGAGGCCAACGACGCCAAGCUAGCUGAUGCGGACAGCGAUGACUAUGAGCCGGAACCCUCGACGACGAUUCGAUCGAAGCCUGGCAAGGCCGCUACCCUUGCCAGGUCGACACCACGCGCGGCAAAGAAGCGCAUACAGGACGACGAAGAUUCGAGCGAUGAUUUGAUGGAAACAGACAAGCCCGCUGUCAAGUCAAAGACGACGACACCGCGCGCGAGCACGAGCAAAGCAGCAUCAAAAGCAUCCGCUAGCAAGCCAUCGGCUGGCAAAAGUGUCAAGACAGAGACAAUCACUGUCUUGUCCAGCGAUGAUGAUGAUGAUGACCAUAAGCCUGGGCCUGUAGCCGAGAAGCCAAAGAAAGCAACGCCUGCGAAAGCAAAGAAGCCUGCCCAAGACAAAGAGGAGAAAGUCAAGAAGCCUCUGCAAGCCAAACCAUUGCCGAAGCCGAAGGUGGCGGCUGGACUGGAAUCAAAAGAUGUCCUGCCGGACCCAAACUACAAGCCGAAUCCAGACGCGUGGAAACAAGGCCCGAAGAUAUCUGCUCCUCUCGACCCGGAUCCAGACUUUGUCAUGCCUCAAGGCAAGGAAGGAUGUCUGACAGGAAAGACCAUCGUCUUCACUGGCGAGCUUGCCAACCUGUCUCGAGAUCAAGCAUCGGAUCUCGUCAAACGCUACGGUGGCAGAGUCACUUCGGGCGCUUCGAGCAAGACGUCGUAUGUCGUUGUAGGACAUGAGCCCGGGCAGAGUAAGAUCAGACAAUGCGCAAAGCUCAACAUUACCCAGAUCAAUGAAGCCGAGUUCUAUGCGCUCAUCAGAACCGAGAAAGCUCAGAUUGAUGACAAACUAAAGAAGAAGCUGGCCGAGGAAGAAGCAAAAAUUAUUGCGACCGCCAAAGCGUUUGAUAGGGCACCAAAGGCUCCCGUCGUGGCUGCCGCUACCGACAAGGGCAAGGGCAAGGCUGCGGAUGCUAAUUCCGCGGCUGCUCAGUUAUGGACAGUCAAGUAUGCGCCCAAGCAGAUCAAGGAUAUCUGCGGAAACAAGGGCAAUGUUGAAAAGCUGAAGACCUGGCUGGAGACCUUCGAUACGAAUCGCAAGUCGGGAUUCAAGAAACCGGGCAAAGAUGGCAUGGGCGUUUCGCGAGCUGUCAUGAUUUCUGGACCGCCGGGGAUAGGAAAGACAACAGCUGCGCACGUUGUGGCAAAUGCCUGCGGCUACAAUGUUGUCGAACUCAACGCAAGCGACACCCGCAGCAAGAAGCUUCUCCAGACUGCUUUCAAAUCCACGAUAACGAAUACCAGCCUUGACGGCUACUUUGGCGAAGGCAGGCUCAACUUGAACGGCGAUGCAAUCACAGACAAGACGUGUCUAGUUCUAGACGAAGUAGACGGCAUGUCCGGUGGUGAUAGGGGAGGCGUUGGUGCUCUGAAUGACUUUAUCAAGAAGACGAAGAUCCCUAUCAUCUGCAUUGCCAAUGAUGCCAAAUCUCAGAAGAUGCGUCCUUUCCAAGCAACGUGCCACUCGCUACCCUUCAGGCGGCCAACUGCAGUAGAGCUGCGGUCUCGUAUGAUGUCCAUCUGCUACAAGGAGAAGCUGAAGGUGUCGGCCGAGGUCGUCGAACAGCUCGCCAGCGGCGCACAGUCUGACAUUCGGCAGAUCAUCAAUAUGCUCUCGACGUUCAAGCUCAGCGCAGAACAGAUGGACUUUGAUCAGAGCAAAGAUCUGGCAAACCGAUCUGUCAAGAACGCGCUACAGACGCCCUUUACUCUCAUGGACAAGCUCUUCGCGCCAGGAGCGUUUGGCACGAAGAGCAGUCCCAGUCUGUCGGAGAAGCAAGAGGCCUACUUUCAGGACUUCAAUGCGAUGCCGUUAUUCGUUCAGGAGAACUAUCUGAAGCACGAAUACACGAUCGCGCGGCGAUGCGACGAAGCCGAACGUCAACACAAAGCUGCCGAGCUGACUGCUCGUGCCGCCGAAGCCAUCUCGGACGGCGACUUGGUUGAUGCCAUGAUACACGGAUCGACGCAGCAAUGGUCACUCAUGCCAGUGCAUGGCAUGUUCUCCUGUGUUCGACCAGCAGCACUUUGCUACGGCAGUGGUGCAGCAUUCAAUGCAGACUCUUCAAGGAACGCAAGAAUGUUCCCAGGCUGGUUCGGUAGGAACUCGACGCAGGGCAAGCUGCAACGAUUGCUAGGCGAAGUGCAGAUCCGUAUGCGACUCAGCGUAUCUGGUGAUCGCAAAGAGAUCAGACAGGUCUACAUACCGACACUUUUACCUCGUCUCGUACAGCCUUUGAUCAAGGAUGGCCAGCAAGGUAUCCCGGAUGUCAUCCGGCUGAUGGACGAAUACUUCUUGACAAAAGAGGAAUGGGACACCGUGCUCGAGCUCGGUAUUGAUUCCAGCAAAGGCGACGGACUUCUCAAGGCCAUAGCAUCUAAGGAUAAAGCAGCGUUUACGCGGCAAUACAAUAAGCAAUCGCAUCCGAUUCCGUUUCACAAAGCAUCAGAAGUUGGCAAGCCGACCAAGAAGAUCGCAGCAGCCGACAAGCCAGAUAACGAAGAAGCAUUCGAGGAAGACCUUGAAGAGGACGAAGAGGAGAUCGUAGAAGAAGAUGACGAUGGUGACGUGACAAAGGAUAAGCUCAUCAAGCAGUCAAAGGCAAAGGUCACCAAGCGGAGAGCUGAUAGCAGGUCUGCGAGUCCAGCCCCGAAGAAGGCCAAAAUGAAGAAGUGA
Molecule: messenger RNA, 2799 nt
Organism: Mixia osmundae IAM 14324
Lineage: Eukaryota; Fungi; Basidiomycota; Mixiomycetes; Mixiales; Mixiaceae
Exons: 5
Coding region: 1-2799 (932 amino acids)
Biological process (GO): DNA repair; DNA replication
Cellular component (GO): DNA replication factor C complex; nucleus
Molecular function (GO): DNA binding; ATP binding; ATP hydrolysis activity
Source: RefSeq, a predicted model, not a curated record